Necator americanus (New World hookworm) is the source of this 909-nucleotide messenger RNA. RefSeq lists its product as uncharacterized. Gene Ontology annotation, molecular function: catalytic activity. The record is from RefSeq and is a predicted model, not a curated record. The coding region runs from base 1 to 909 and encodes 302 amino acids. Lineage: Eukaryota; Metazoa; Nematoda; Chromadorea; Rhabditida; Ancylostomatidae. The transcript has a single exon.
AUGGCGAUCUGUACUUAUAACGCAUGUACGCUUGCAUCGGAAGCGGCCAUCGAAGAUCUGAUGAUGCAAGCCAAGAAGAUCAAGUACGACGUCAUCGGACUGACCGAGACGAGACGACGUCACCCUCUCAACGCCGUAUAUGAAACUGGAGAAGAACUGUUCUUAGGAACAUGCGACAGUAGAGGUGUUGGUGGAGUUGGCGUCCUCGUCAACACGAGUAUGGCAAAGAACAUCGACUCUUCUGAACAACUUACGACCCGAAUCGGACGUCUGCGGAUGAGAAGAUGUGGUCCAAUACCAGCUUUGACUAUCUUCGUCGUUUACGCUCCAACAUCAAGCUACGAAGAAGAAGAAGUCGAAGCUUUCUAUAUGGACCUGGAGAAGUUCUACCAAGAAGAUCAUGCCUUCUACAAGGUCAUAGUUGGCGAUUUCAACGCUAAGGUUGGCCCAAGAAGAACGCCGGAGGAACUUCACAUCGGGACCCACGGCCAACAAUGGAAUGACCAGGGAGAGAGGCUCUCCGAGUUCAUCAUGACGACUAAGACCAUCCAUGGGAACUCGCAAUUUCAGAAGCCCUCUUCUUUACGCUGGACGUGGGAGUCACCCGGUGGAGGGUACCGUAAUGAAAUAGACCACAUCAUCGUCAAUAAAAGGUUCUGCCUGACGGACGUCGGUAUUGUACCAAAGUUCUAUACGGGAUCGGACCAUCGCCUCCUCCGAGGAAGAUUUUCCUUCACAAGGAGAGCAGAGAAAGCCGCCAAGUUCAGAGAGAGAAAUCCCAGGACUACCAUCAACUGGGAUCUCUUCGCUACGCUAGCCGGCUUUUGGGAAGAUUCUGCAAUGGACAACAUCGACGAGGAAUAUGACCGGCUUGUCGAACACCUUCACGACUGCGCGGAGAAGGCUUAG